AUGUCAACUCCGGUGCCUCCAUUGUCACACGGUGAUAAUAUCACAAAAGUUCCGAAGAGACGAGCGAAUUCUUGUGUGCCUUGCCGUGUGAGCAAGUCCAAGUGCUCUGGCGGAAUUCCUUGCACAACAUGCCAAAAGAAGCGCAAGAAGCCUCGCUGCCACUACUCCAGUGUGCACCUAAGAGAUGGGGAGGACAAUGAUGUGACCAGGUCAAGUUCCCAUGACCAAGCCGACGAAAUUGAUGGGCUCGGCCCACAAGAUCAGGUUUCGGACUAUGAAGAUGAUGCUGAGGAAGGCCGCUUCGUGCUGCGCCCUCACGAUGCUUUUUAUGAUGAGUUCUCGUUGGCACGUUGCAUAGACGAGUACAAAUCGAUGGUGUCUUUAGAUGGCCGAGUCCUCGACAUUGUUAACUCAAUUCAAGCGCUUCGAGUCUUUAGAGUUCAAUAUGAUGAGGAAGCAAGUACCCCCGUCGGCAUGCUGGAAGAGCAUGAAGGAACCCUGGCUGUGGCCGGACCUCGCUCAGCCCUAGUGGCUGAUUUGGACAGCGUCUCGUCACGCUCGCUUCGGCGCCUGUAUUUGCGAUGUCUGUCAGCAAGAAAGCUACUCGAUCAGGGCAUGGUAGCCCAAGCUUGGACUUUGCUACCUUGCCUUGUGCGCGAAGCUGAGUUACUUGGCUUGGAACAAGACAAGAUUGUUGAGGAAUCGGAGUAUUGUCGUCGCAUAUGGUGGCUCAUUAUCGACCUCGAUGCUCAACUCAGCUUCAUCCUUGGUCGCCAACCCAUAACUUUCUCUUACCGCUUUAGCCCCAGGCCAUUGUUGAAGAACAUGAAGGCCGAGGAGCGAGAACUUCGUCAAAACACGGAGGACUUUUCGUCCUUCAUGCUGGAGUUCUUGAAUGAAUCAAGGUCAGAAAAACCUGAAGACGGACAAGCACAAAGGUUCGAGGAUGCACUCCAACGUCUGCAGAAGCAUAAGUCCCGUCUACCUCAGCUUCGACAGGAGAAUUUGACCGAUCCGACACUUUGGACUGCUAUAGCGGACCAUCAAUUCGAGGUGCAGCUGUUCGAGGUCGCAUUGCACUGUAAUAUGGCCCGUCUGAACCUGCAGGAUCCGGCUCACAAUACCAAUGAAAUGGAGAAUGGUACCACCAAGACGGGCAGGUCUCGACUGUCACGCAAGGUCGUGAAGCACAAUUUUAGAAACUUGCUGCAGACAGUGAGGGAUGCCAUCGAUGUAUUUCAGUACAUCCAUGAUUUGGAUCACGUCAAAGCUGCUUCUUCAUGGCUCCGGUGUUUCGGUCUGUAUUCCGCAUCUGUCAUUUUGGCCAUUUCUCGACUGCGUGGAGACACCGAUGUAAAGGAAGAUGUCCUCCGGGUUGAACGAGCCUUGAAGGUAUUUCAAGAUUCUGCGAUCCCUGCAGCAUCCUCGAUCGCCUCUGUCGGUAUAUCUGCUCUGGGUGACCUGCUCGAUGAGAUCAAGAAGAUGGAGCAAGAGCAACGCGAGGAUUCUGCAGAAGGAGACUCCGAGGCUGAAAGCAUGAAGAGGUUCACAGGUGGCCCAUUAUCGACAGAUGGUCAAUCGAAACCACCUACAAAGGUUGAAACUGGGGACCUCAAACGCUCAGCAUCUUCCUCAUUUCAAGAACAGCAGCAAGUCGAGAAAAAACUAAAAUUCGAACAGCCACACACCAGCUUUGACCAGACUACCCAAGGCGACAUACAGCCGUGGCAGCCAAAUAUGCAGCAGUCAUUUGGACAACCAAUCCUGUAUGGCGAUUUGACGGCAACAUCAUUCCAUGAGGCGCCGCCCCAGAACAGCUUUGAGCGGCCCUCCUUCACGACGAGUACAGCCACAUCGUUUAAUGCCACGGAGCAAAAUGAAUUUCCGAGCAUCAGCUAUCCACCAGAGUCCAAUCCCGAAUUCCAUCCUCCCUUGUGGGUACACUAUCCACCCCUAUACGACAAGUCGAUAUGGCCGUAUCCGGGAAUGCCUUGUGACAUGAUGUCUCAGGAGCCAGCAUCUAGUACAUACUACGGCCAACAUACCAUGACAAUCAAUGAGCAGCGGGCAUCCGAGGUGCAUGACGGACAGAACAUUGGCGCACAGUCUUCUCUUCCCCAGACCAUCGUACCAAUGGAAAAUCCCAGAGUCCCUCACGAGCCUACUGGACGUCCAAUGAGUAUGGAAGCCGAGCACAUCACCGUGCAACAUGGCGUGCAGUUCUACGACCCGAAGUUUGCACGUCCGGGGCAUGUUGUCAGCUCUCCGAUCAUAGGUGAUGGCUUUGCGCCGCCUGUAGACAGAUUCGGCCCAGCAGACCAGGCUUUACGACGCAGGAGUAUUGCAGAUAUCCGACAGCACCAGGUCGUACCAUCCCAUUCCCGGUUUGGGAGAGAUGUUGGCCAUCCUCCCACGCCGCCGCAAGAAAGAAUACUAUCUCCAAUCAGCGAAGUACAUCCUGGCUCGCGACGAAAUUCGGCGACACCAAGACAGAUUGCAUACUCCGGUCAGCCUCCGGACAGACCGCUUGCGGGUGCUCAACUGGCGGUCCCCGGUCAAACGAUAGAAACAAAACAUUAUUCUCAGCCGCCUUCACGCAGACAGUCAGCGGCUGAAAUUCCUGAUGUGGUUAUGACCAAUGCGAGUGUCUCGCCUCAAGGACAGGCUGACAUGCAGACAUGGCAAAAUUAUGCUCCGACCAUGGCUGCCAGCGGCCCGGUGGUGUACCAAAGUCCCGACGGCAUUAUAGGACAUAUUAUGAGCUACGACCAGCAAUACCAACGACAUUUACAAGCAAAUCAAAUCGUCUCAACCGGAGCCUACCCAGGCAAUGGGGGACAACACUGGUGGACAUAG
Exophiala oligosperma is the source of this 2856-nucleotide messenger RNA. RefSeq lists its product as uncharacterized. Gene Ontology annotation, biological process: regulation of DNA-templated transcription. NCBI's taxonomy places the organism in Eukaryota, Fungi, Ascomycota, Eurotiomycetes, Chaetothyriales, Herpotrichiellaceae. Bases 1 to 2856 code for a protein of 951 amino acids. The transcript has 5 exons. The record is from RefSeq and is a predicted model, not a curated record. Gene Ontology annotation, molecular function: DNA-binding transcription factor activity, RNA polymerase II-specific; zinc ion binding.